Messenger RNA from Bufo bufo (common toad), 896 nucleotides. It is a transcript of the gene PSMB4, whose product is annotated as proteasome 20S subunit beta 4. The coding region runs from base 60 to 812 and encodes 250 amino acids. The transcript has 7 exons. The record is from RefSeq and is a predicted model, not a curated record. Lineage: Eukaryota; Metazoa; Chordata; Amphibia; Anura; Bufonidae. Gene Ontology annotation, cellular component: proteasome core complex.
CGGAAGUCCUCUCAGUCACGUGGUUUCCGGCAGAGGCGCAGUGUCAUUGUUGAGCAGGCAUGAUGAUGAUGAGCGGCGGGAUGCGGCUGUUCCCCGGAGGACCGGCACCGGGAGAACUGCACUCCUUCCCGGGCGUGGGUCCCGUCAGACACACGGUGAAUCCCAUGGUGACCGGGACGUCGGUGCUGGGUGUGAAGUUUGAUGGCGGGGUGAUGAUCGCUGCAGACAUGUUGGGUUCGUACGGCUCCCUGGCCAGAUUCCGCAACAUCUCCAGGAUAAUGAAGGUUAAUUCCUGCACCAUGCUGGGGGCAUCCGGAGACUACGCCGACUACCAGUAUCUGAAGCAGGUGCUCGACCAGAUGGUGAUUGACGAGGAGCUGGUGGGAGACGGACACGGCUACAGUCCGAAGGCUGUCCACUCAUGGCUCACCCGUGUCAUGUACAACCGCAGGAGCAAGAUGAACCCGCUCUGGAACACGGUGGUGCUGGCGGGGUUCUACAAAGGAGAGAGUUUCCUGGGUUAUGUGGACAAGUUGGGUGUGGCCUAUGAAGCCCCGACCAUAGCCACUGGCUUUGGUGCUUACCUAGCUCAGCCGCUGAUGCGGGACCAGGUGGAGAACAAGGCCCAGCUGACCCGGGAGGAGGCGCGCCAGCUGAUAGAGCGCUGCAUGAAGGUGCUGUACUACCGGGACGCCCGGUCCUACAACAGAUAUGAAAUCGCCACCGUCACAGAGAGCGGAGUGGAGAUCGAGGGGCCGCUGUCUUCUGACACCAACUGGGAGAUUGCACAUCUGAUCAGUGGGUUUGAAUGAGGACCGUGGCCUCCUGAGAUGACAUCUUUCUGCUUUAUUAUUUGUCUUUUGUAUAUGAGAAAUAAAUCUGAAUGUCAGACUGUA